CGUUUUUUCCACAGCCCUUUCACCACCUGAACUGGUCUAGCUUAUAAACUGGCUUUUCAGUCAGCAUCUCCACCAUGACACUCGCCGUAGACACAAAGACCCCGUCUACAGCUCAAAUCCACACUAGUACUUGGACGUUGUCGAAUCAUUGCUGAGACUGCUGAGGAACACUCGAGCUUUCUCACGCGGCUAUAUUAAUGACUUUACUCCUAACCUUGUACACUGCCUUUCGUUCGUAUAUUAGUCUUUGAUCAGCUCCUACAGUAGAACAUCUUUUGGCACCAUUGUCAGUCUACCUCAAUAUUCCAUUUCCUCCCCCAAAUCCCACAAUGACGAUUCCCAGUGUAGUCAAUGGUGCCAUUGGGCUCGCCGUUGGCAAGAAAACUACCCACGAAGUGCAGGUGUUGAAAUCCGUGGUCCCUAAGACUAAAGUUUCCCCGAAUAUUGACAUCAUUGACAUACGCCACGACUCGGUGUUGAUCAACUUGAAGGAUGAAAUUCUCAAUUCAUUGCGUCCAUCCAAGGGAUCGAAAUCUUUGCCAACAUUGUUACUCUAUGAUGAGCGUGGUUUACAGUUGUUUGAGGAGGUGUGCUAAAUACGAGUCCAAAUAUGGAUCAAACUAACAAGUGAUACAGAUAACAUACUUGGAUGAAUACUACUUGACCAAUGCGGAAAUCGAUGUUCUCAAACACCAUGCUAGCGAUAUCGCAAAAACCAUACCGGCAGGCUCUAUGGUUGUCGAGCUAGGUAGUGGGUUGGUGACUGUCAGAGGGUUUUCUUCGUUCCCGGACUAACAAACAACAGUAAUUUGCGGAAGGUAAGUAUCUUACUUCAGGCUUUGGAUGCCGCUGGAAAAGACAUUGAUUACUAUGCUUUGGACCUUUCCAUGGAUGAGUUGAUUCGUACCUUGGAGCAGGUUCCAGAAUUCAAAUAUGUGAAGUGCCACGGGUUGCACGGCACAUACGAUGAUGGCCUCGAGUGGCUCAAAUUGCCUGAGAAUAGCUCCAAAGCGAAGUGCAUCAUGUCUCUUGGAUCCAGCAUUGGUUAAAGACUCAACUCCUCUAUUUAAUAUCGGCAUUUAACCUAUUUGAUAGGCAAUUUCAGCCGCCCAGGCGCGCGAGAAUUCUUGAAGGGGUUUACAGAUGUUUUGAGUCCAUCUGAUUCAAUUCUCAUUGGGCUGGAUGCGACCAGCGACUCUGCAAAAGUGUAGUAAGUUUCUUAGUACCAAGAAACUGGAUGAAACUUACACGUAUUUUUAGUCACGCUUACAAUGGUACGUUUCCAAUUACCUGAUGUCAAUAAAGCAGCCAAUCUCUUUUUUCAACUUGCUGUUCUUACGGUAGACAAAGGAGUCACAGUAAACACGAUUCCCGUUAUUCUGAUUGUCAAGGUUGAUCAAGUAAUUGAACCCAUAUAUUUGGGUGAAUUGUUUUAUUUGAUCUACAAUGCUCCAUAAAAUUCUAGUUGUCCCAGAAGUUUAGAAUAGCCGAGAAUUAUUCUAGAGAGCUAGGAUAAUAAGGCUAUUACGACCACUGAUCUGUUCCAUAGCGAGCUGCUUUGGUAUCGAUGGAGGGUGAUAUGACGAAUGCAACAACUCUAGUCAAAUCAGCAGGCAGGCAGCUUUAGUUUCAGCUGCAUUUCCAUUCAGGGUCCCUGUCUGCGGCCCAGAUACCACUUUCUUUCAUUCUCUUCUGGGCGUAUGAGGAUCAGGAAACUAAUACUGUUAUGUAGAUCGGGAAGGAAUCACUCGUAGGUCCGAUCUCCCUAUGGAAAGAUCCUUUUUUUCAUUCUGACAUUGCCAUAGAUUUAUCAUGAAUGGUCUAGUCCACGCAAACCAUCUACUUGGUGAGCAAGCUUUCGACCCAAAUGACUGGGACGUCAUUGGGGAAUACGUUUAUGACAGCACUGGCAGCCGUCAUCAAGCCUCAUAUGCUCCAAAACACAACAUAAAGUACAAGGAUAUAUUGAUCAAAGCCGAAGAAAGAGUCAAAGUUGAGGAAAGCUUGAAAUAUUCUGCUAAAGAUGCUGUGGAACUUUGGGAAGCAGCUGGUCUGCAGCAAACCAAUCAUUGGACAGCCACAUCAGAUAAUUACAGUAAGUGGAAAAUUCCAGGGUCUGACAUCUGAUUUCUUUUGCACCAACCACAUCCUUGUAUGUCAUUUAAAAUGUCUAAUCUUGAUGUGAUGAUUAGCACGAACAUCACCAGUUGAGGGUAAUGUAUAGUGGUCUUCAUGAAUAAGACAGAUCUACUAUAUGCUUAGAAGUCUCCUGUUCACAUACGUUGAGUGAAGUGGUGUUGCAUUUUGUUGCAAGCUUAGCAUCGUGGAAUUUUCACUCUCCACCAUAUAGAUGUGCACAUUCUAGAACACCCAUGUUAACCAUCUUCUUUGUGACAGGCAUUCAUUAUCUUGUCAAGGAAAAAAUGGCUUUUCAUACAAAUCCUGCGGUGUACGCGAAAUCCACUGUUCCAAACUUGGAAGACUGGGAAGGUCUUUGGAGAGCUUGGGAUAUCGUUACGAGAGGAAUGCUUCCUGAAGAAGAGCUACUUGAGAAGCCUAUUAAGCUGAGAAAUGCUUGUAUCUUCUACCUCGGACACAUCCCAACUUUUGUGGACAUUCAGCUCAACAAAGUCACCAAGGAAUCUCCAUGUGAACCAUCUCACUAUCCGAAAAUCUUUGAAAGAGGUAUUGAUCCAGACGUUGAUAAUCCCGAGCAUUGUCAUGCUCACUCAGAAAUCCCCGACGAGUGGCCUCCCCUCGAGGAAAUCCUUCAGUACCAAACAGCAGUUCGCAGCAAGAUUCGGAAGAUUCGCAAAUCGAGCCACGUCUCUCGCGAUAUUGGGAGAGCUUUGUGGAUGGGAUUCGAGCAUGAGAUCCUGCAUUUGGAGACUCUGCUUUAUAUGAUAUUACAAAGCAAUCGAACGCUCCCUCCAACGACCCUGAGACCCGACUUUGAGGGCGAUGCGAGACUAGCCGAGAAAGCGCGGGUUCCAAAUGAAUGGUUUGAUAUUCCGAAGCAGACUAUUGUCAUUGGCCUCGAGGACCCGGAAGACAACUCGAAAGGUGAUGUCCACUUUGGUUGGUGAGUCGAUGAAAACUCUACAUCAGGCUUUAUGAGUAACAAUAUCGGAUAGGGAUAAUGAGAAGCCGCAAAGAAAGGUUUCGGUGCCAGCUUUCCAAGCACAAGGGCGAGCCAUUACCAACGGAGAGGUAGAUCAGCCACCUGCUUACUUUAUUUAUUUUACUGAUAUAUACAUGCUAGUAUGCGCUAUACCUCGAACAAUCUGCCAAUCCUAAAAUACCUGUUUCCUGGUCCGAAGACGGUUCAGCUCAUUCCAACGUCAAUGGACACCUCAACGGAUACUCCAAUGGUCACGAUAUCGCAGCUUCGAAGAAACCGUUCUUAGAAGGGAAAUUUGUCAAAACUGUUUAUGGUCUAGUCCCUUUGAAGUUUGCUUUGGAUUGGCCAGUUUUCGCAUCAUAUGAUGAGCUUCUUGGUUGCGCGAAUUUCAUGGGCGGCAGAAUUCCAACUGUUGAGGAAGCACAAAGCAUAUAUAGCCACGUUGAUAGUCUCAGACGGGAGGAAGCUGAACGUCAUCUAGGCAAGACAGUUCCUGCUGUUAAUGGGUAAGGAUUAUGGAAUCACUUUUGGUUCAUGACUGACUCAUUUCGUAGGCAUCUUCUCAACGAUGGCGUAGAAGAGAGUCCACCACACUCCCCUUCCCAAAAUGGUAGGAGUUCUCAGGAACUCUUUACCAACCUCGAGGGAGCCAAUGUUGGUUUUAAACAUUGGCAUCCUAUUGCCAUCACAGCCCAUGGUAAUAAACUCGCUGGUCAAUCUGAAAUGGGCGGGGUGUGGGAAUGGACCAGUUCCCCACUUGAAAAACAUGACGGAUUUGAGCCAAUGCCACUUUAUCCUGAAUACACUGGUAAUUUAAUCCCCCUUUCCGGAAAAUAUAUACAUGGCAUGGUUGGAGGAAAUUUACUAACUUCUUUAUGAAACAGCGGAUUUCUUUGACGGCAAACACAACAUCGUACUUGGAGGAUCGUGGGCCACGCACCCACGAAUUGCUGGACGUAGAACAUUGUAAGCCAAUUCAAUCUAAAGUUACCGUGCCAAUACUAACAAGAAACCAGCAUCAAUUGGUAUCAGCGACACUAUCUAUACGCUUGGGUUGGUGCCCGACUUGUACGUGAUCUCUAACCAAGCCAAAAGUCGCCAGAAAAAAAGGCAAUGUGCCAUGAACGGUUCAACGCCAAGAUAGUGGCUUUUUUGAAACGGGGAUUCAACUUCUCCAUUAAUUUGCAUGAAAGAUCAGUUUUCCGGAAAAGCUUGG
Messenger RNA from Hymenoscyphus albidus, 4337 nucleotides. Lineage: Eukaryota; Fungi; Ascomycota; Leotiomycetes; Helotiales; Helotiaceae. The record is from the annotation of a GenBank genome assembly.